AUGGCGGCCAACUCGCCAGAUAUCCCUUCAACGGACGAAAAGGUCGCCCCCACCGCCAGCCAGCCACCCGCAAAGAAGGGGUGGUUUGGACGCAGCAAGGCCCCUCAGACUCCCCCCGACGUCGACGAGAAGCCCAAGGAUGCCGUGGUCGACGGCGCCCCGGCCGCCCCCAAGGUCGAGCCUGUCUCCAUCUCCGAGCUCUUCCGCCUCUCCACCAAGUUCGAGAUCUUCAUCGACUUCAUUGGUCUCAUUGCUGCCGCUGCUGCCGGCGCUUCCCAGCCUCUCAUGUCCCUGCUCUUCAGUCGUCUCACCCAGGAUUUCGUCACCUUUGGCACCACUGUCGGCGAACUCAAUAAUGCCAACCAGACGAUCGCACAAGAAGCGAAAGCGGCCCUCCCUGGGGCCGUCGCGGGCUUCAAGCGUAGCGCCGCUCUCAAUGCUUCCUACCUCGUAUACAUCGGUAUCGGCAUGUUCGUCUGCACGUAUGCAUAUAUGCUCAUCUGGGUCUACACCGGAGAGAUCAACGCCAAGCGCCUCCGUGAGAGAUACCUGAAGGCUGUUCUUCGCCAGGACAUUGCCUACUUCGACAACGUCGGUGCCGGCGAGGUCGCUACUCGUAUCCAGACCGACACCCAUUUGGUCCAGCAGGGUAUCUCGGAGAAGGUUGCCCUCGUCGUCAACUUCCUCGCUGCCUUCGUCACCGGUUUCGUCCUCGCAUACGUCCGUUCCUGGCGUCUCGCCCUCGCCAUGACUUCCAUGCUGCCCUGCAUCGCCAUCGCUGGUGGUGUGAUGAACAAGUUCGUCUCCAAGUACAUGCAGCUCUCCCUCCAGCAUGUCGCCGAGGGCGGCACACUUGCCGAGGAGGUCAUCUCCACCGUCCGCACCGCUCAGGCAUUCGGUACCCAGAACGUUCUCGGCAACCUCUACAGCGGUCACGUCAACCAGAGCCGUCUCGUCGACCUCAAGGCCUCGCGGUUACGCCUUGCCUUUGAUUUCGGCACCACACUCCUUAACCGUGGCCAAGCCACCGCUGGCGAGAUCAUCAACGUCAUCUUCGCUAUCCUCAUCGGUUCCUUCUCCCUUGCCCUUCUCGCCCCUGAAAUGCAGGCGAUCACUCAGGCCCGCGGUGCCGCGGCUAAACUGUACGAGGCUAUUGACCGCGUGCCCUCCAUUGACUCGGCUUCGCCCGACGGUCUCAAGCCCGAGAAGUGCAUCGGCGAGAUCACCCUCGAGCACGUCGACUUCAACUACCCUUCGCGCCCGAACGUGACCAUCGUCAAGGACCUCACGAUCACAUUCCCGCUGGCAAAACCACUGCGCUCGUCGUCCACCGUCAUCUCCCUCGUGGAGCGCUUCUACGACCCCCUCGCUGGGGCAGUCAAGCUCGACGGCAUCGACGUCAAGGACCUCAACGUUCGUUGGCUCCGCUCCCAGGUCGGUCUCGUCUCGCAGGAGCCCACCCUGUUCGCGACCACCAUCAAGGGCAACGUCGCGCACGGUCUCAUCGGCACUCCGCACGAGAAUGCGUCCGAGGAGGAGAAGUUCAAGCUCAUCAAGGAAGCGUGCGUCAAGGCGAACGCGGACAGCUUCAUCUCCAAGCUCCCUCUCGGUUACGAAACCAUGGUCGGUGAGCGUGGCUUCCUUCUCUCUGGCGGCCAGAAGCAGCGCAUUGCCAUCGCCCGCGCCAUCGUCUCCGACCCCCGCAUCCUGCUCCUCGACGAGGCCACCUCCGCGCUCGACACCCAGUCCGAGGGCGUCGUCCAGAACGCGCUCGACAAGGCCGCCGCUGGACGUACCACGAUCACGAUCGCGCACCGUCUGUCGACGAUCAAGGACGCCGAUUGCAUUUACGUCAUGGGUAAUGGGCUCAUCCUCGAGUCCGGCACGCACGACGAGCUCCUCCGCAACGAGAACAGCCCGUAUGCCCGCCUCGUGGCCGCGCAGCGCCUCCGUGACGCGCGUGAGAAGCGCACCCUCGACUCUGACUCAGACACCGCCGCUUCUGCCGAGGACGACGUGGAGGCCGUUUCCGCGGAGAAGCAGUCCACCGAGGCCGCCGACGAUAUCCCUCUCGAGCGCCAGAAGUCCGGCCGUUCGCUCGCCAGCGAGCUCAUCGAGAAGAAGCAGCACGAAGCCCAGCAGAAGAAGGACUACUCCCUCCCCUACCUCUUCAAGCGCAUGGGCGCGAUCAACCGCGCGUCCUGGAAGCUAUAUCUGAUCGGCUCCAUCGCUGCGAUCGCCAACGGCGCGACCUACCCGUCGUACGGCAUCGUUUUCUCCAAGGCCAUCAACACUUUCUCGGAGACGGACCCGCACCAACGCCGGCACGACGGCGAUCGGAACGCGCUCUACUUUUUCCUCAUCGCCAUCAUCUCCAUGUGGACUAUCGGGGUCCAGAACUACCUCUUCGCGCGCUCCGCCGCGGAGCUCACCUCCAAGCUCCGCACCCUCUCCUUCCGUGCUAUCCUCCGCCAGGACAUCGAGUUCUUCGACUAUGACGAGAACAACACCGGCCAGCUCACCUCUGCGCUUUCUGACAACCCGCAGAAGGUCAACGGUCUCGCCGGUAUCACCCUCGGUGCGAUCCUCCAGAGCAUCGCGACCCUCAUCAUCGGCACCGUCAUCGGUCUCUCUUUCAACUGGCAGCUCGGCCUCAUCGGUCUCGCCUGCACGCCCAUCCUCGUCUCCGCAGGCUACAUCCGCCUCCGCGUCGUCGUGCUCAAGGACCAGGAGAACAAGAAGGCGCACGAGUCGUCCGCGCAGCUCGCGUGCGAAGCCGCCGGCGCCAUCCGUACUGUCGCUUCGCUCACGCGCGAGGACGACUGCUGCCGGCUGUACUCCGAGUCGCUCGAGGAGCCCAUGCAGCGCUCGAACCGCGCCGCGAUCUGGAGCAACGGCAUCUUCUCACUCUCCCAGUCGCUCACGUUCUUCGUCAUCGCCCUCGUCUUCUGGUACGGCUCCCGCCAGGUCGCUGACUUCCAGCGCACGACCUUUCAGUUCUUCAUCGGCCUCAUGAGCACCGUCUUCUCCGCCAUCCAAGCCGGGAACGUGUUCUCCUUCGUCCCCGACGUCUCUUCCGCGCAGUCCGCCGCGUCGGACAUCAUCCGCCUCCUCGACGCCGUGCCCGAGAUCGACGCCGAGUCGACGGAGGGCGAGAUCCCCAAGGACGUCAAGGGCCGCAUCCGCUUCGAGGGCGUCCACUUCCGCUACCCGACCCGGCCCGGCGUGCGCGUCCUCCGCGACCUGAACCUCACCGUCGAGCCCGGCACGUACGUCGCCCUCGUCGGCGCCUCCGGCUGCGGCAAGUCGACCACGAUCCAGCUCAUGGAGCGCUUCUACGACCCGCUCGCGGGCGAGGUCUUCCUCGACGAGCAGCCCAUCACGCGCUACAACGUGUCCGAGUACCGGAAGCACAUCGCGCUCGUCUCCCAGGAGCCGACCCUGUACGCCGGCACCGUCCGCUUCAACGUCCUCCUUGGCGCGACGAAGCCGACGGAGGAAGUUACCCAAGAGGAGAUCGAGAACGCGUGCCGCGACGCGAACAUCCUCGACUUCAUCAACUCGCUUCCCGACGGCUUCGACACCCAGGUCGGCGGCAAGGGCUCGCAGCUUUCUGGCGGCCAGAAGCAACGUAUCGCCAUCGCCCGCGCGCUCCUCCGGAAUCCGAAGGUGCUCCUGCUUGACGAGGCGACUUCCGCGCUCGACUCCAACUCGGAGAAGGUCGUCCAGGAGGCGCUCGACCAGGCCGCCAAGGGCCGCACGACCAUCGCGAUCGCUCACCGGCUGUCGACGAUCCAGAACGCGAACUGCAUUUACUUCAUCAAGGACGGUGCAGUCAGCGAGUCCGGCACGCACGACGAGCUGCUCGCCCUCAAGGGCGGCUACUACGAGUACGUGCAGCUCCAGGCGCUCAGCAAGAAGUAG
This is a messenger RNA of Epithele typhae, 3924 nucleotides long. Its product is annotated as P-loop containing nucleoside triphosphate hydrolase protein. The transcript has 11 exons. Lineage: Eukaryota; Fungi; Basidiomycota; Agaricomycetes; Polyporales; Epitheliaceae. Gene Ontology annotation, molecular function: ATP hydrolysis activity; ATP binding; ABC-type transporter activity. Gene Ontology annotation, biological process: transmembrane transport. The coding region runs from base 1 to 3924 and encodes 1307 amino acids. The record is from RefSeq and is a predicted model, not a curated record. Gene Ontology annotation, cellular component: membrane.